CACUGCGCGCAUGUGGUCGGAGUGGGUGGGGCCUGAGAGAUUCGAAAGAAGCACCGCCCCCUCGGAUAGCAGAUUCCCCGGGCUAAGCUGUGGGAGAAAAGCUAAGUCCGUGGGCGGUGCUGUGGGGCGGAAAGUGGAAACUCGGGGUAGGCUGGGGGUGUGGCGUGGCCGUACUGCCCCGGGGAGUGGAAAGGUGGCUUGGGGAGAGGAAGAACCUGGAGGAAGGUGGCAGGGAAGAAGAUAGGACGCGUGGAAUGCCCCCAGUGUGGAGAGGCCGGGUCGCAGAGGGACAAUCAGCGAAGGGGGAUUGGGUUUCACCGGGAGCUCUCUGCACCUUCCGCGGAGGUAACGGUAGCAAACCAGAGCAACUACUACUCCUGGAAAGCUUGCUUUACUCCAGGAUGACGCUCAACUCCUGGCUUGCACCCUGACUGUACCUGGGAGUGUUGGGCAUGAUGAAGACCUGAGGAAAGGUAUGCUUUCUCUCCCCUUCAGGUCUAAGCUGACUGCUGCUCCUGCUGGCUGGAACAUGGGAGAUUUGCAGGAAGAUGUCAAGUUUAUAGUGGAUGAGACUUUGGACUUUGGAGGGCUGUCACCAUCGGACAGUCGUGAGGAGGAAGAUAUAGCCGUGUUGGUGAUUCCGGAGAAACCCCUCCGACGAGGCCUCUCCCACCGAAGUGACCCAAAUGCACUGGCCCCCACCCCUCAGGGUGUGAGGUUCAGCUUAGGGCGCCUGAGCCCAGAGAAGCUGGAGGAGAUCCUCCAUGAGGCCAACAGGCUGGCUGCGCAGCUGGAGCAGUGUGCCCUGCAGGAUCGGGAGAGGGCGGGCGAGGGCCCAGGGUCUCGCAGAAUGAAGCCCAGCCCUCGGCGGGAGACCUUUGUGCUGAAGGACAGUCCUGUCCGAGACCUGCUGCCCACUGUCAGCUCUUUGGCUCGAAGCACCCCCUCUCCAAGCAGCCACACACCCCGACUCCGGAGCAGCGAUAAGAAGGGGUCAGUCAAGGCUCUUCGGGCUACAUCUGGAAAGAGGCCUUCCAGUGCAAAGAGGGAGUCGCCCACUUGCCAUCUGUUCCCCACAUCCACAAGCCCAGCAUCUUCUCCUCUUGCCCGAUCAACUCCUCCAACCCGAUCAACUCCUCCUACUCGAUCAACUCCUCCAACCCGAUCAACCCAUCCAACCCGAUCAACCCCUCCAACCCGAUCAACCCCUCCUACCCGAUCAACCCCUCCUACCCGAUCAACCCCUCCAGUCCGAUCAACUCCUCCAACCAGGGAAAAAGCUGGGCCCAGUGGGAGAGCAGCAGCAAGCCCGCCUGUCCCCGUCAGACCAGUCUUGGCCCCACAGCCUUCUACCAGCAACUCUCAGCGCCUGUCUCGGCCACAGGGAGCAGCCACUAAACCUUCCAGCCGACUACCUGUUCCCUCGGCCAUCCCCAAGCCAGCCAGCCGAGUGCCACUCACCAGCCGGAGUGUACCACCCAGCAAAGGUGCCCUAGCUCCGGAUUCAGUGUCAGCUCGGAAAGGACUUCCAAGACCAAGUGCUGCAGGGCACAGAGUUCCUGUCUUCCAGCGACCACAUCUUCCUGGUGCCACGCGCAGCAACCUGCAUCCUCCCAGAAAAGUGGCAGCCCCAGGACCUACCAGGUAAAGCGAUCAGGACAGCAAGCAAGAGGAAUUCAGUAGCAAACCACUACAGUCCCUGCCUGGGACGUACCUCUCCUCUGCCCUCCCAAGCCCUUUCAUGGGAAGCAGUUCCUGACUCCCGCAGAUUCUGGCCCAGGGGCAAGAGGAGGACAUGCACCAGAGCUGGUGCCCCAGGAAGAUGGGGUGGGUUAGGGUUGAGCUAGAGGGGAUUCAAACUCUUUGGAUGGAAAGAUUAGGGAAAAGAGGUCACUCCUCAGCAGUGAAAUUAACAAAACAGGUGUCCUCAUCCCUGUCCCCCACCACCACCAGCUGUUAUGUGCAGCCCACACAGGUGGAUCUUCUUCCCAGGCAGUGGUUCACAGGGCAGUUUAUACCUGUGCAUGGCCUCUGUAGCUGCCCUCUCUGCCCUCCAAGGAGCAGUCCUCUGGAAUCACAGCCCCUGCUGGACACAGAGGCAGGCUCCUGGCCCCCAGAACUUCUUUCCUGUGAAUUCUGUGACUCUUAACAGGCCAGUUGAUGAUAAGCAUCCUCCUUUGGCCUGCAUUUUUCUAAAAUAAAAUGAGUGUAUUUUUA
This is a messenger RNA of Artibeus jamaicensis (Jamaican fruit-eating bat), 2217 nucleotides long. RefSeq names its product proline and serine rich coiled-coil 1 (gene PSRC1). Bases 476 to 1648 code for a protein of 390 amino acids. The record is from RefSeq and is a predicted model, not a curated record. Gene Ontology annotation, biological process: mitotic metaphase chromosome alignment. Gene Ontology annotation, cellular component: spindle microtubule; microtubule cytoskeleton; spindle pole. Gene Ontology annotation, molecular function: microtubule binding. The transcript is spliced from 7 exons. NCBI's taxonomy places the organism in Eukaryota, Metazoa, Chordata, Mammalia, Chiroptera, Phyllostomidae.